UUGAAAUGAAUUAGCUUCGAAAUGUAGGUAUAUUGUCAUUAUUUAUAACAGUUUUAUCUGCAAAGGACCUCCCAUGUGAAUUUGAUUCAUACGAAAAGCUUUGACAAUGAAACCUGGAGCUCUAAGCCUGGACUACGUGCGGACGGUGCGGCGGUUCCUGUGGUUCAGCGGCGCGUGGCCGGGCGAGGUGUUCGACGAGGCGGUCCCCAGGUUCAUCCACUGCCACAAGUACCUCAUCGUGGUACAGUACGUGCUAGGCCUCAUCGGACAAAUUAACUUCCUUUGGAAAUUCAACAAAGAGAUCUCCUUUCUAAUGAUGGGACACGUUUAUAUAACUACUUUCUUGACUUCGGUUACCUUAGUGCGAUCAUUAUUACCAUUUUUUCAAGAAUAUAAAAAUAUCACAGAGGAAUUCCUGACAGAGUUUCAUUUAUAUUACCACAAAACUAAAGGCAAAUAUGAGGCAGAGAUUUGUGCAUUCUGGGACUGGUUGUCGAGCUGGUUCGCUCUGUACCAGAUGGCGCUGAUGGUGCUGGGCAUGACGCUGUUCAACGUGCUGCCCGUGUACAAGAGCGUCCAGGCGGGCGCGUUCACCACCACGGACCUGCACAACGUCACUGUAGAGUUCGCCGUCUACUUCGACAUCGCCGGCUUCCACUGCUACGACCACUUCUACAUACUCACCGCAUUGAACUUUUACUUCUCCUACAUCACCUCGUGUAGCGUCUGCGUUCUAGACCUGCUAUUGUGUCUCAUAGUAUUCCAAAUCAUUGGUCACAUUCAAAUCCUAAAUUAUAAAAUUGAAAAUAUUCGCACGCCGGAAGGACUGAAAUACAACGAAGACGAAAAUAUGCAAGUUGGAAAAACAUUAAUUGCAAUUAUAGACCACCAUCGUGAUAUCGUAAGAUUUGCUGCAUCGAUAUCUUCAUUCUUUGGACCCCUGUUGGCCAUCAACUAUAUGUUUCAUCUGGUCAGUGGAUGUAUAUUACUUUUGGAAUGUGCCCGACCUGAUCCCGAAACCCUGGCCCGAUUUGGUCCUCUCACUGUUAUAGUAUUUGGAGAAUUAAUCCAACUAUCAGUAAUAUUUGAAAUCGUCGGUUAUAAAAGCGAGAAGCUGAUCGAAGCUGUAUACUGCAUGCCGUGGGAGAGCAUGGACGUCAGCAACCAGAAGACGGUCAAGUUCUUCCUGAGCCGCAUCCAGACGCCCAUCCAGCUCACCGCCAUGGGCAUCGUGCCCGUCGGCGUGCAGACCAUGCUGAAGAUAUUGAAAACAACUUUAUCUUAUUUUGCUUUACUGAAAUCAAUCAGCGAAUAAUGGACAAUUCUAGCUCAACAACAGAGAAUACACCGAAAACCCAAAUCAAGAAGAAAUUGGGAAAAUUUAGAGCAGUAGUAGGUAUUUGUACGGUUCUUGUGUGUAUGUAACGUUGAUUUUGAUUGUCUCUCAAAUCCAAAGUUUGUAAAUAGAAUUAUCUUAUUUCAUAACUUUUUCAUUAUUUUACUAGGAAAAACUACUUAGGUACAUACAAUAAAAACAUCGACGCAAACAG
This is a messenger RNA of Plutella xylostella (diamondback moth), 1550 nucleotides long. The record is from RefSeq and is a predicted model, not a curated record. Lineage: Eukaryota; Metazoa; Arthropoda; Insecta; Lepidoptera; Plutellidae.